UGAUGUCAAUGGCCGCCCAUGUUGGCGCAUUGGACAGCCAGGCGAGCCUCAUCCCCGACUGCGCACACCCUCCCUACACCGUCCACCUCUUGUCUCGCGAACCGCUCGUGAUCUACAUUGCCGACUUCCUUACCCCUUCUGAGCGUGAGCACCUCCUACAAACAAGGUAGGUGAAGUACUUCACAUGUUUUCAGACUUCCUAUUCCCAAGCUUACCUUUCGAUUGCAGCGCCUCAGCCUUCAUCGACUCCCAAACAGCCGACCAAGACGGUACCCAAACUCUUCGCAGCACUCGACGCUCUAAGUCUGCUACUGCCUCCCGCGACGCUGUAACACGAUGCAUUGAAGAACGCGCUCUGCUCUUUCAAGGGUAUGACAUACCUCACUCACACCUUGAACCACUGCAAUUAGUGCGAUAUCAUGCCAACGAAACUUAUGAUCUUCACACGGACUGGUUCACGUCGCCAGCCCAGACGACCCGGUUGCACGGCGGAAACCGUCUGACUUCGUUCUUUGCAUAUGUGAAAGCAAGUGCAGACAUAUCGGGUGGCGGCACGACAUUUCCACUUCUAGACGCUCCAAAGGACGAACGUUGGUGUGAAUAUAUCGAUUGUGACACGCCAUUUGAUGAAGGUGUUACAUUUCUUCCCAUCCCCGGCAAUGCGGUGUUUUGGGUGAAUCUGGUUGGUGGCAGGGGUGACCAGAGGGUCAUACACUCGGGGAGCGUUGUGACUACUGGGGAGAAGGUUGGCUUGAACAUUUGGACACGAGAGGGGCCGUUGAGUCCCAAACUCAGAGGAGAGGUUAGUGACGGGCAGCUUGAUGAAGAUGAGGAAGCAUAAAGGGAUACUGCACGCCGGUGUGAGGUGAUGCCUCACGUCAUUAACUUAGCCGCCCGGCUUCAUAUAGAGGCGGCGUUCCUGCUGUCUCUACCCACAUAAGUGAGUUUGCCAGAAAGGCCUGAGUAAAUCAAGUCUUUCCUUUUCGUCUGGUAGGAGGAUAAGAAUUAGGAGAUGUAUACCUCCGCCAAACGCGUAGCAAAGCGUUGAU
This is a messenger RNA of Cladophialophora immunda, 1049 nucleotides long. RefSeq lists its product as hypothetical. The coding region runs from base 185 to 841 and encodes 218 amino acids. The transcript has a single exon. Lineage: Eukaryota; Fungi; Ascomycota; Eurotiomycetes; Chaetothyriales; Herpotrichiellaceae. Gene Ontology annotation, cellular component: endoplasmic reticulum. The record is from RefSeq and is a predicted model, not a curated record. Gene Ontology annotation, biological process: peptidyl-proline hydroxylation to 4-hydroxy-L-proline. Gene Ontology annotation, molecular function: L-ascorbic acid binding; iron ion binding; procollagen-proline 4-dioxygenase activity.